AUGACAUUAAUCACUGAUUCUGAAUCCAUCGGAGUUUGUGAAUCCUCCUAUACUCCUGAGGAAGAGAGACGUAUUGUCACCGAGCUUAAUAACGAAGCCGAGGCUGAUUUGAAAGAGGGAAACUUGUAUUUCGUUAUCUCAAACAGGUGGUAUACAAGAUGGCAGAGGUUUGUUGGGCUACUAACAGAAGAAUUUCGUAGUGGAGAGCCUUCAGAAGUUACCCGACCUGGUCCAAUUGAUAAUCAUGAUAUAAUUGAUAGUGAAAGUGAUGCUAGUGAUCCGCAACUUCGUAUGAUGCUGGAGGAAGGUGUCGACUAUACUCUAGUUCAACAAGAAGUUUGGAGAAAACUCGUUAAAUGGUAUAAAGGAGGUCCUCCAGUACCGAGAAAGUUGAUAUCUCAAGGGUUUUACACUAAGAGCUUUAGUGUGGAGGUUUACCUACUGUGUCUUACCUUGACAGACAGUAGAGACGAAAGCACUACCAUCAUAAGGUUGAGCAAACAGGCUUCUAUAGGUCAACUUUAUGAGAUGGUUUGUGCUGGAAAAGGGGUAGCAAAAGAAAAGGCUCGCAUAUGGGAUUACUUUGAGAAAAAGAAAAGCGUACUCUUGGAUCCUUCAUCUGAACAAAGUGUGGAGGAAGCGGGCCUUCAAUUCAACCAAGAUAUUCUUCUUGAGGUUGAUGGAUCUGCAUCUUCUCAAUUUGUCAUGAGCUUGGCUGAAAAUGAAUUAGCUAUGGUACCUCUAGAGCCUAUGAGGUCAGAUGCUAUGGAUAUUGUGCGUGGUGGAGGGACCUUAUCUAAUGGUCACUCCAACGGUUUUAAGUUUAGCUUCUUUGGGAGAAACACUUUCAAAGAUGAUGUUUCUUCAAGGACUUUUGGGAAAGGAGAGAAGAGAGGUUUAGGAGGAUUGCAAAAUUUGGGAAAUACAUGCUUCAUGAAUAGUACUCUUCAGUGUUUGGCUCAUACACCCCCUAUUGUUGAAUAUUUUCUACAAGAUUACCGCUCCGACAUAAAUGCAAAGAAUCCUUUGGGAAUGCGUGGUGAGCUUGCAAUUGCAUUUGGUGAACUUUUGAGGAAAUUGUGGUCAUCUGGACAAAAUACAGUUGCGCCGCGCGCUUUUAAGACAAAAUUGGCUCGAUUUGCUCCACAAUUUAGUGGUUAUAAUCAGCAUGAUUCUCAAGAAAUGCUUGCUUUCUUAUUGGAUGGGCUUCAUGAAGACUUGAACAAGGUAAAACGAAAACCUUAUAUUGAAGCUAAAGAUUCAGAUGGUCGUCCAGAUGAUGAAGUAGCCGAAGAAAAGUGGAAAUACCAUAAGGCCCGAAAUGACUCUGUGAUAGUUGACGUCUUCCAAGGACAAUACAAGUCAACAUUGGUGUGUCCAGAUUGUGGAAAAAUCUCAAUCACAUUUGACCCCUUCAUGUACUUAUCUUUGCCGUUGCCAUCAAGUCGCACUCGAUCAAUGACUGUUACAGUGUUUUAUGGCGAUGGAAGUCACCUUCCGAUGCCAUACACUGUAACAGUUCCUAAAGACGGUUCUUGUAGAGAUCUCAGUAAUGCAUUAGGCACUGCUUGCUGCUUGGACAAUGACGAAAGCCUUUUACUUGCAGAGGUGUAUGACCACAAGGUCUUUAAGUAUUAUGAAAAUCCCCGGGAGUUGCUGAAUGGGAUAAAAGACAAUGAACAUAUUGUGGCAUAUCGGUUCAAGCAGAUGCACAAAGGACCAGGAAAAGUCAAACUAGAAAUUCUUCAUGGGGAGCAGGAAAAGUCUAGUGACAGGGGCCCAAAGUGUUUUGGAACUCCCCUAGUCACUUAUAUCAACAAAGAACCACUUAGUGGAACAGACAUUGCUACUAGCAUCUCUGGAUUGUUGUCACCUCUACGCCGGGUUCAUAUGUCAUGUGUAGUUAAUAGUGGAAACGAGAAUGGCCACGUUCCAGAUGAAUCAUCCAGAAGUAUAUUAUCUAGAGACACGGAAACAGAGGAUAAUGAUAGAGAAUUAUCCUUGAGCCUCUUACGAGAUUACUAUUCUUUCAAUCUCCAGCCACUUGAGUCCGAUUCCGUUGUGAAUCCUGGUAGUGUUACAAAGGUUUUAGUCAAGUGGAACGAGAAAGAGCAUGAGAAAUAUGACUCAAGCUACUUGAAUGAUCUACCUAAGGUUCAUAAAAAUGUCUUGGCAAAGAAGACAAUGCAAGAGGGAAUAUCUUUGUUUUCAUGCUUGGAAGCCUUUCUAGCAGAAGAGCCUCUAGGACCAGAUGACAUGUGGUAUUGUCCUGGUUGCAAAGAACAUAGACAAGCGAACAAGAAGCUAGACUUGUGGAAGUUGCCAGAUAUUCUUGUGUUCCACCUGAAACGGUUCACGUAUAGCAGAUAUUUCAAGAAUAAGAUUGAUACGUUAGUGAACUUCCAUAUUCACGAUCUAGAUCUUAGCAAGUACGUAAAGAACGAAGACGGUCAGUCAUAUCUUUACGAGCUGUAUGCGAUUAGCAAUCAUUAUGGUGGCCUUGGAGGUGGUCACUACACUGCUUACGCUAAGUUGAUGGAUGAGACCAAAUGGUAUAAUUUUGAUGACAGCCGUGUUUCAGCUGUAAAUGAAUCCGAGAUCAAGACUUCGGCUGCUUACGUUUUGUUCUAUCAAAGAGUGAAAAGUGAUUCAGAGACAUCGGAUAUGAAAAUGGAUUAGUCGGAACAGGCCCAACAUUUUUCAGGAUUCAUGACAAAGUUUACUCAAGAUCCAUUCAUUGACCUAAUAUUUUUAUUCUAAAGCUGAUUGAGUAAAUAGCGUUUAGAUUCUAAAGACUGUAUCGUUAGAUUUUUUUACUUCUUUUUUUC
Messenger RNA from Arabidopsis thaliana (thale cress), 2828 nucleotides. RefSeq names its product ubiquitin-specific protease 11 (gene UBP11). Gene Ontology annotation, molecular function: cysteine-type deubiquitinase activity. The coding region runs from base 1 to 2679 and encodes 892 amino acids. Gene Ontology annotation, biological process: protein deubiquitination. The transcript is spliced from 12 exons. The record is from RefSeq and is marked reviewed. NCBI's taxonomy places the organism in Eukaryota, Viridiplantae, Streptophyta, Magnoliopsida, Brassicales, Brassicaceae.